GCCCACUGCGGGACGUCACGCGAGGAGGCUGCAUCUCUAGACUGCUACUUUGACCCGAUGAGCUUCUCCUGGCUGCCAGCAGACUGCUACGAUGCGGAGUUGACCGAGGCCUUUCUCGAGCUGAAGGAGUGGCAAUGGUUCACGGAUGCCGACGGAUCCCCGGCCCCGCGAGACGCUGUGAUGGCGGGCCUAUACGACCAGCUUUUCGUCUCGUGGGAGUAUCAUCUGCUGCACUGCACGUACGCUUGGCGGAAGAUGCAUCGGGCGCUGCUGCACGGCUGGCCCAUUGAUGACUAUAUUGCGCAGUACACGCACACGGCACACUGUGAGUCCAUGCUCCUCGCGCAGCAGAUCGACCGCAACAGCACC
Penicilliopsis zonata CBS 506.65 is the source of this 369-nucleotide messenger RNA. RefSeq lists its product as hypothetical. Lineage: Eukaryota; Fungi; Ascomycota; Eurotiomycetes; Eurotiales; Aspergillaceae. The record is from RefSeq and is a predicted model, not a curated record. The transcript has a single exon. The annotation marks the transcript as partial.